AACGAGGAUUGCUUGCGUUUCAGAGACGUCCUCCAGGUGAACGAAGAGAUUUAUUUGGAUCGUCGCAACGUUGUCGAAUUUGUCGCGUGGGUGUCGAUGGUGAUGGUGGUGGUGGUAGUAGUAGUAAUAAGAGUAAGUGCGGGCGUCGCGACGCGCGUCCCGCAUAUCGAGUUUUCCGCUUCUGCACGGUUCACGUUAAAUGUCAAAUCCGGGAUCGAUAUCUGUUAGAGUGGUGUGUUGGUUAGUUGGCGGUGAUUUAGUUCUGAAUUAGGGGAAGAAAAAGAGAAGAAAACAAAACAACAAAAAACUCAUCUUCAAUCAUGAGUUAGUAGUGUCAGUUAGAAAACUAAGAGACUAACGACCGCAAACGCCUACGAUGAAGAUCAAUCCGAAGAGGUUCAAGCUGAUCUUCGCAAUACAAGUGGUGUUGAUCCUGUUCGACGUCCUCAUCAACACGUUCUCGAUUUCCUACAAGAAAUACCAUUCGAUUCUGCUGAUAUUCUUCAUAGUCCAAGACGCUUGCUUAAUUUUGGCCCUAUCGUUGCUGCUGCUCUCGUUCUUCUCCACCUACGUAUUUCAGGCCGGACUCGUCGAGUUACUCUACGACAAAUUUCGCCUGACGAUUUACAUAUGCAUCUUCUAUUUCAUCCUCACUACGGUCCUGUACAUAUGGAUCCUAUGCACCGAGACAGAACCGAACUUAGACGCGUACUGGUCGGCCCCUUUCCUUACCUUCUUCAUCCUACAAAGAUUAGUGUCGCCAACGUAUUAUUACUUCUACAAGCGAGCUGCGAUGAAAAUCUGUGACCCGCGUUUCUACGAGGGCAUGGACUGGGAUCACAACCAAUCGAAUCAAUAGAAUCUCUUCACCUGUUGUACAUAUGUAUGAUACCAACUACUACUAGCGAACUAGUAACUUUAGCAUAUCUCUACCGACGUAAAAAGAAAACUGGAACUUACAAGUUUCUCUAAACAAAAUAUAUAUAUAUAAAAAGAAAAACGAUAUUUAAGUGGUUGAAGUUUUAAGAAAGUUUAUGUAAAGCGAUUAUUAUUAUUAUAUAUUUAUGAAGAAGAAGAAGAAAAAAAUGGAAGAAGUCAAAAUAAGAAGAAGAAAAAGCAAAAAGAGAAAGAUUAUUUAUUUAUGAAUAUUGUGAAGAAGACUGAGGUUGUGGCGGCCUCGCUGUGUAUUUUCAAUGAAAAUCUUUUAUUUUAAUAUAACAAAUAACAUUGUAUUUAAGACUGAAACACACUCGGAAAUUAUAUAGGCGAACAAAUUCGGAUCCCGACAACAUUUCGGUUCGACACUUAGCUUGAAGUUUAUCCAUGGAGAUAACGAUAAUAAUAUUAAAUAAAUGUGAUAUAACUGACACUUACAACGGUCGUUUUCUUUGACCUUUAAGAUGUUUUUAGUUAGUUAAAUUAAAAUUUAAAAAGAUGUUCACACUGUAUAUUGCAAUAUAAACAACCCUAUAUAUAUGUAUAAUUAGUUCGUGUGAGAUGGCGCUGCGUUCGCAACAACUGUCAGUUAUAUAUUUUUUAAAAAAUACUCUAAUUAACUGAUUUACUGCCCAUCUCUAGCAAUGAACCUUUAGCUGACAACUUCCAUAGAAAUCGCCCAGACAUACUUAACACUUUAAGGACGGCGCAAAUCGGUUUUCCUGCUGC
This is a messenger RNA of Nicrophorus vespilloides, 1665 nucleotides long. RefSeq names its product transmembrane protein 138. The record is from RefSeq and is a predicted model, not a curated record. The transcript has 4 exons. Bases 377 to 859 code for a protein of 160 amino acids. Lineage: Eukaryota; Metazoa; Arthropoda; Insecta; Coleoptera; Silphidae. Gene Ontology annotation, cellular component: cilium.